Filobasidium floriforme is the source of this 1699-nucleotide messenger RNA. Its product is annotated as F-actin-capping protein subunit alpha. Gene Ontology annotation, biological process: actin cytoskeleton organization; barbed-end actin filament capping. NCBI's taxonomy places the organism in Eukaryota, Fungi, Basidiomycota, Tremellomycetes, Filobasidiales, Filobasidiaceae. Gene Ontology annotation, molecular function: actin filament binding. Gene Ontology annotation, cellular component: F-actin capping protein complex; actin cortical patch. The transcript is spliced from 8 exons. The record is from RefSeq and is a predicted model, not a curated record. The coding region runs from base 80 to 1567 and encodes 495 amino acids.
CUCUUCCUGACAUCAAACCUCCUCCUACUACAUCGAAACAGCUCUGAUAAGCUGACCAACUAACGAAUUCGCCGCAACCAUGUCCGACCAGCUCUCCCCCGAAGAGCGCUAUGACCUCGCGACCAAGCUCAUCGUCCAAUCCCCCCCUGGACAGGUGAACGACGUUAUCGCAGCCAUCCAGAUCAUCGUCGACGACAACACCCCCGAGUUCAAACAAAAAGUCUUGUCCAGACUCCGGGAAUACCAUCAAACCCAGCUCCAGAGCGUUACGCUGGACGGUUCUUCUUCUCCUACCUUGAUCUCCACCGCCUCAAUCGCUCUCUCUACCUCUACCACGGAGGAGGACGAUGGGAAAGAGGACCGUUACGUAGACCCUCAAUCUAGACGGUCGUUCAAGUUGGACCAUUUCACGCUCAAAGCUACGGAUUUCCUGCCUUAUGAGAUCAAGCCGGAGUUCGAGACGUUCCGGACCGACCUCCAAACCGCCCUCACCCAGUAUAUCGCCGCCCACUACCCUUCUUCCGAAGCUGUGGGUAGCGUCUUUUGCUCGGCCCGACCUAUCGCUCGAAAAGCACCUCAGGCGGAAGUUCAGGUUCAGGAUCAAGCUCAAGCUGUGGGUGGUGCGGAGACCGGGAAGCAGGAACAAGCGGAGGGGGAUCAGAAAGAGGUUGAAGAUGACAGCAAAACCUCGAGGAUUGCCGCUACUCAGGUUGAGGACAAGAGCGACCCGGACCUUCCCGCUGAGGCUGAAAUUGGCGAGGGGGUCGUCCAAAAAGAAGAUUCGACCACUGUUCCAGACCCAGCCGCAGAGAGUGGUGUCGAUACCCAGGCUGGGACACCCAACGCAGCUUCAGCCGAACCGACCGUCUCUUCUGCCGAUCCCGCUGCUGACCCCAGCGCCUCCACCGGAACCGGAACCGAGACGAGUGAGACAGGUAUCCUCGCCGCAGCAAACUCCGCCGUAGCCGCCGUCUCUGAGACGGUGGAGACGGUCAAAGAAGCCCUUGUCGCUGAGGUACCUGUAGGAGGGGUAGCUGGGUUGGAGUCGGAGAAGCCGGCUGUUGUCAGUGAGGGUGAAGACACCAAGACCGAGAACGAGAACCCUGGACAGGAGGUGGAGACUAAGGGCGAAGCGGCGGAAGAGCCCGUACAAGAAGCGCAAGAAGAAGAAGAAGAGCCGAGGUACACAAUCUGUAUCGUUAGCAACAAGUACAACACUAACAAUUUCUGGACGGGCCGAUGGCGUUCGACUUGGACGGUCGAUACCAAAGCGGACAAGCUGCACGGCGAGGUUUUCGUCGACGUGCAUUACUUCGAGGCCGGGAACGUCCAACUAUCUACCACCCAAUCCUUCGACCUCCCUCUCCCACCCGCCGAAUCCGGCCGAGCAGGGAAGAUCGUCAACGGGAUCGCCAAGCUGGAAGCCGAGUACCAACUCAAGCUCGCCGAGACGAACCAGCAAUUCGGGGACAAGGAGUUUAGGUCGCUUCGACGUGCGCUGCCGAUUACGAGGACCCGGGUCGAUUGGGACAAGGUCUCUGCUUAUCGACUUCGUUCCAAGGCCUAGGCACGGUUUCGCCCUCGUUUGCGCCGUUUCUGCACAACCUGAAUGGGUGUAAUGUAAUGUGGUGUAUCUAGAUAUCUCCCCCUUUGUUCAUCGUUCCGUCUUCAUCUCCAUGUCAUAUAUCGUGAAUACAUA